AUGAAGAUCAUCACGGUUAUAAUAACAUUAAUAUCUACAUCAUUAGCAUUGAAUAUAUUAUUAACAUCAACUAAUAAUUGGUGUUCAAAUAAAAUACGUUACUUGCAACAAUAUUUAGAUAAUCAAGGUCAUAAAGUUAUAUUAAUUUCAUCAUUAUAUCAACAAAAUUUAAAUCUAGAAAUUCCAGAAAACUUCAAAAUUGGUUCAAGAUCAAUAAAAAAUGGUGGUGAAUUCAAUCAUUUGAAUCAUAUUAAUCAUUAUGGCUCGUUGAAAAUUGACAAGAAUAAAAAUACAAAACGUGGUGCAAAACAAGUUGUAUUAAAAAAACCGGAAGCUGAUUUGCAAGAUGAUGAUUAUAAUUUUCAAAAUUUUGACAAACCAAUAUUAAAUAAUCAAUAUGGUCAAGAUGCAAAAAAUUUAAACGCGUGGUAUAUUAAUUCAAAUUCAGAAUCAAUUAUAAAUAUAGCACUUAAUUUAAUCAUACCAAAAUAUUAUCCAGAUUUCAAAAUAGAUUUGGUGGUUGUUGGUCCAAAUGAUGAUACUACCAAUAAUGAUAAAUUGACUAAGAAUAUAUUAAACUAUAUUAAUAAUGAAAAAAAUUUAAAUGCAAUAGCUAUAUCAACAAAAGACAUUGAUUCACUUUACUUUAAAGAUCCAUUAUUUACAGCAACCAACAAAGAUAACGUUUACAAAAAAAAUCUUGAUAUAAUAACAGAAAUGAUUUCAUCAACAAUAAUCAAAAAUAUAAAUAAAUUAACAGUGAAUGACAAUAAAUUAUCACUAUUCAUCAAAUUCCCAAGUUUAAAUCAUGAAUCAUCCAUAUGUAAAACUCCAUCAAUAAUAGAUAAAUAUUUAGAUGGAUUAUUAGAAUAUCAAAUCAUAUCACAACGUCAAUCAAUAAAAGAAAUUGAAAAUGACAAUCAAAAUAAAAUUUCAAAUUUACAAUACGUAAUGGAAUCUAAUGGUCAAAUUCUAAAAAUUGAAGAAGAAAUUUCAGAUGAAUAUGUACCAGAGGAUGAUUACUUGUACAAUGAAGACGGAAGUUUCACAAAAGAUACCUCAAAAAAUUUCGCAAAUUUUAAAUUCAUCAACAAUGAUAAAUCUGAAGAUCAUCAACAACAACAACAACCUAAAAGGAUUAAAAAGAACCAUAGUGAAAGAUCACUAAAUGAUAUAAGAGAAUAUAUCUUGUUGAAUUGUAAUGUAGCUGUUGAAGUUUUGAAUCCAAUAAAUCCAUUUAAAUUAAGGAGAAUAUUAGAAUUUAAAAAUGCACUCAAGAGAGCCAAGACAACUUUACGCCCAGAUCCAAUAGAUCAAAGAAGAUCAACUUUUCAAAAUUUAAAUGAUUAUCAAGAUAUAUUAAAUCCUUUAUUAAUUAACAAGUACCAUAAAUCACCUUCAAUAAAAUCUUUCAAUAAUGAUAAUAAACUAAAAAAUAACAAAAAUAAGCCAAGAAUUGCACCAGUUGCUUUGAAAAAUGCAUUGAAUGUUCCUAUUGAAGCAGUAUUAAAUUUAAAUGUUAGACCUGGUGAAAAACAUUUUGUAAUGUGGUUUUUAAUAUCUUCUUAUUUCCCAUUAAUUGCUGCUUGUUUAGGACCUUUAGCUAAUAUGGUUUCCAUAAUAGCAUUAAUUCAACAUUGGAGAAUGGAUAAAUUUACUGGUAAAUUAUUACCUGACCCCAAUGACGUUCUUGUUUUAAAUGUUUUAUCUUUAGUUUUAGGUAUAAUUGGUAAUAUAUCAUUAUUAAUGAAUUUUUCAAGAUCUGUUAAAUAUUUAAUAACUCAAUGUGUUUCAAUAUUUUCGUGGUUUUGUGCUUCCAUUAUGUUAGUUGCAGCUUUAUUAAUUACAAAAUAUGAUACAAUGAAUGAUAUACCUGAUUUGAUACCUUCUGAAGGUUUCUGGUUUGCUUGUUUUACUGCAGGUUAUUAUUUUUCAUGUACUGUUAUAUUGUUGAUAAAUUUUAUGGGUUAUAGAUUGAACAAAUACCCACCUACAUUUAAUUUAGAUCAAAAACAAAGGACUUUAAUGUUGUUUACUAUAUUGUUUGCAAUUUGGACUAUAUGUGGUGCAGUAGCAAUGGAACAUUUGAUUAAAGAGUUGACGUAUGGGUCUUCAUUAUAUUACUGUAUUGUCUCAUUUCUAACCAUUGGUUUAGGUGAUAUUACACCAGUAAGUUCUGGAGCUAAAGUUGUUGUGUUGGUGUUUUCAUUAGGGGGUGUUUUGAUCAUGGGUUUAAUUAUUGCUACAUUAAGAUCAGUUAUAUUAUCAUCGGCAUCACCUGCUAUAUUCUGGAAUGAUAUCGAAAUUGCCAGGAGAAAACUAGUUGAAAAGUUUAAGAAAGAGCAUAAAGAAAUUACACCAGAGGAAUCAUUUCGUGAAAUGAGAUUAAUUCGUAAAAAAGUUAAACAAAGACAUAUAAACUCGUCGUUAGCUAUGACAAUAGCUUUGUUUAUGGCUUUCUGGUUAGUUGGAGGUUUAGUAUUCCAUUAUAUUGAAGGUUGGACAUAUUUCCAUUCAAUUUAUUUUUGUUUUCUUUGUUUAUUAACUAUAGGAUAUGGAGACUUUGCUCCCAAAACUGGAUUAGGUAGGCUGUUUUUUGUUUCUUGGGCAUGUGGAGCUGUUCCUUUGAUGACAAUUUUAGUAUCAAACGUUGGUGAUUUGUUAUAUGAAAUUUUCAAUGAGUUAAGUGAAUGGUUUAGUAAAUGGAUUUUCCAACCUGAUGCAAAUUAUGAAGCUAAAAAGAAACUCAAGAAGGAAAUGGAAGAAACUCAAGAUGAUGAAUUGACUUUAAGUUCAAAUCUAAUACUGGACGAAGUUAGAGAAGAUUUAGAUAUUGAAUCAUUGGAUUUAGAGAGAGAAAUUGCAAGAAGAGAAAGUUUAGAAGAUGAAAAUGAACAAAUUAGUAUUAAUAGUAUUGAAGAAGAUUUAACUGGAAAUUCUAAAAAUAGUUUUGAAUCAAGAGACCCAUCAGAUGAUGAAUCAUAUGCAUCUGGAGUAUCGGUUUCAAAUAUGAUUAAAAGGAAAUUAGUAAAAAGAAGACGUGAUCAUAAAAUUUUGUUAAAAUACAUGAAUAGGCUACGACCUUUAAUGGCUGAUACUGUAUCAAACCCAAAGAAAAAGUAUACUCACAGACAGUGGAAAGAACUUAUGAAAGCACUAGACCUAAAAGAUGUACCGGAAGAACCAGAAGAAGAUAAAUUAUACGAUGGUUUCUGGUUAGGUGAUUGGAGUCCACUAAGAUUACCAUUAAAAGAACCCAACUAUUUACUUUUGAGAGUUUAUUUUAAAAUUGAAGAAACUUUACAAGAAAUGGUUGACGCAGAAAGUCAAGAUUUAAAAUUAUUAGAUGAAAAUAUUGAUCAUAGAAAAGAUAGUGAUCAUAAUGAUAAUGAUAGUUGUAGUGAUUUUACAAAGUUCAAACAAGAUCCAAAGAUAAAGUUUGUGGAGACACCUAAACGACGGUCUUAA
Messenger RNA from Lodderomyces jiufengensis, 3468 nucleotides. Its product is annotated as potassium channel family protein. Gene Ontology annotation, cellular component: membrane. Gene Ontology annotation, biological process: stabilization of membrane potential; potassium ion transmembrane transport. The record is from RefSeq and is a predicted model, not a curated record. Gene Ontology annotation, molecular function: potassium ion leak channel activity. NCBI's taxonomy places the organism in Eukaryota, Fungi, Ascomycota, Pichiomycetes, Serinales, Debaryomycetaceae. The transcript has 2 exons. The coding region runs from base 1 to 3468 and encodes 1155 amino acids.